GGGCUGCGGCCGGGGAUGCUCCAGCGCACGCGAUGGCCCCCGCCAUGCAGCCGGCCGAGAUCCAGUUCGCUCAGCGGCUGGCGUCCCACGAGAAGGGCAUCAGGGACCGGGCGGUGAAGAAGCUGCGCCAGUACCUCAGCGUGAAGACGCAGAGGGAGACAGGAGGUUUCACUCAAGAAGAACUUCUAAAAAUAUGGAAAGGGCUCUUCUAUUGCAUGUGGGUGCAGGACGAACCCCUUCUGCAGGAGGAGCUAGCGAACACUAUUUCCCAACUCAUCCAUGUUGUUAACAACUCAGAGGCUCAAUAUCUCUUCAUUCAGACCUUCUGGCAAACCGUGAAUCGAGAGUGGAAGGGGAUAGACACGCUGCACCUGGACAAGUACUACAUGCUGAUCCGUCUGGUCCUGAGGCAGUCCUUUGAAGUUCUGAAGCGAAAUGGCUGGGAAGAAAGCCGAAUCAAGCUUUUUCUAGAUGUCUUCAUGAAGGAAAUCCUGCAUCCUGAGAGUCAGUCUCCUAAUGGAGUGAAAUUCCACUUCAUCGAUAUUUAUCUGGAUGAACUGUCCAAAGUGGGAGGGAAAGAGCUUUUGGCAGAUCAGAAUCUCAAGUUUAUUGAUCCAUUCUGCAAAAUUGCUGCCAAGACUAAGGACCAUACACUGGUACAGACUAUAGCUAGGGGUGUUUUUGAAGUCAUUGUAGAUCAGUCUCCUUUUGUACCUGAAGAGACAGCAGAGGAACAGAAAACUAAAGUGAGUGACAGUGACCUCUCUGAGGGCGACGUAUCUGAAAAUGAGAUGACAUGGAGAAAAACAAACAGUAAGAGGAAGACAGCCCUGGGCAGGUAUCACUCCAGAAAAGAUGGAGUCGGUGAUGACAGUGAAAGAGGCGGGGGCGGAAGCUUGGAGGAUGCUGGGCCGCUUCUCCAGUUUGACUAUAAGGCUGUUGCUGACCGACUCCUGGAAAUAACCAACAGGAAAAACAUCCCUCCCUUCAACAGGAAACGUCUCUCCAGACUAAUCAAAAAAUUUCAAGGUCUCUCUGAAGCAGGCAGUAUACCUCAACUCAGUUUUGCCGAGGACAUUUCCGCUGAUGAAGAUCACCAGACCCUCAGUCAAGGAAGGCAUAAGAAAAAAGGAAGUACGCUUUUAGAGAAAACCAGCAUGGAGAAAGAGAAAGGAAACAGAUUCUUUCCUGCUGAGGAAGAGAAGGGUGAAGGCAGUGUUAAGAAGAAAAAAAGGAAAAAGAAGAAGAAGAACCACCUCCAGCCUGCACAUUUAGGGUCAGAGGGUGAAGCCACGUCCCCAGAACAGAAUGGGGACAGUGCGCCAGAGGCAGGUCCGAGAAGAGCCCAGAAAGCCAGUGUGGUUGAGCUGGGGGCAGCAGCUGUGCCCAGUCCCCUGGAGCAGGGCGGCUCAGAGCACCCCCUGACGCACAGUAGGAGGAAACGGCCGAGGAAGAGGAGUCCAGGGGUUCAGAGAGACAGCUCAGAGUCAGCGGUGUCACCUCUGGAGGAUGUGUCUCAAAGUGGCCCCUGCAGUGGUCGUGCUCAGGGACCUGUCCCCCGAGCCUCCCCAGUCCUGAAGAAGAAGCGGAAGCUUGGCGCUCUCCCAGUCAAUGGCAGUGGCCCGCCUGCGAUGGCCUGGCCCCCGCCCCAGAAGGAGGGCCCUCCAGUGGGCCCAGCGGAUGGAGGGGCUUGUCCAGCAGCCCUGCCCCAGGGCAGGAGACUGAAGAAGAAGAAGGGGGAGCCUAGCAGCCUUCACACUUGUGACCCAUCCAGUCAGAAAACCGCCAUCUUGAAAAAGAGGAAGAAAAUGAAAGAGAUGUCCAGCUUGGUGGGACACAGUGGAGUGUUGGAAUCUGAAGUCAAGCUCAUCCGGGCUCUGCAGGGCCUGCAUCAAGCUGGAAGAAUUGUCCUCGUGGCAAGGCAGGCACUGGUGCCCUGCAGUGUGAACAGGCAGGGCUCACCUGGAGCUUUCAGCCCUUCAAAGAAGCAGCAGCUGAGGACAGAGAACAACUUUGUGAAGUUUGACACCCCCUUCUUACCAAAGCCCCUGUUCUUCAGGAAAGCUAAGAGCGGCACUGCCGCCUCCUCUCCGAACCCUGCCGUGCAGCUAAACAAGAUGCCCUCCAGCUCCAAGAAGGUAACCUUCGGGUUGAACAGAAACAUGACUGCAGAGUUCAAGAAGACAGACAAGAGUAUCCUGGUCAGUCCCACAGGCCCCUCCCGAGUGGCCUUCAACCCUGAGCAGAGGCCCCUCCACGGAGUGCUGAAGACCCCCACGAGCUCGCCCGCCAGCGCCCCACUGGGGACCAGGAAGCUGCUGACUGCCACGCCAAAGAGAAGGCCGACAGCUAUGGACUUCUUCUAGGGUAGUGACAGAAUCCUUUUAAAGACUGCUUUUGUACAGAAUAUUCUAUAAAUUAUAACUUUAAAAAGGUGGGGCCUUUUUUAUUGUUUUAUAAAUUCCCAUAAAUUGUAUGUACAAGAUUCUGAGUAUGAGCUGCAACACUGCUGCUGCUCUGUCCUUCCGUUGGGGGCUGUGGGCAUCUUGGUUGAAGCUUUUGCUACAAACAGUGUUUGUGCCUGAGCUCUCCAGAUUUCACAUUUGAUUCCCCCUGGUGGGACCUGAGACCUGUAUGAGCUGAGAGCACACUGCCCAUCACUCUGGAUCACUGAUGCCGGCAGCACAGUCAGAGCUGGGAGUUGGCUCCUCGCCACCCAUUCAGUACCCAGAACUUGGUACUCCUUAAUGUGUGUGCCAUGCUAGGCUGGUUUUCUGGUUGUUUUCAGUCCAAGGGUCUAUCUUUUUCUUUUAAAAAGCAUGUGGGGGGGCCGGCCCCAUGGCUUAGCGGUUAAAUGUGUGCACUCCGCUGCUGGCGGUCCGGGUUCGGAUCCCAGGCGUGCACCGACACGCCGCUUGCCAGCCCAUGCUGUGGUGGCGUCCCAUAUAAAGUAGAGGAAGAUGGGCACGGAUGUUAGCCCAGGGCCAGUCUUCCUCAGCAAAAAGAGGAGGAUUGGCAUGGAUGUUAGCUCAGAGCUGAUCUUCCUCACAAAAAAAAAAGAAAAAAAAAGCAUGUGGGGCUUCAUUCCCAUGUUCUGUGGGUGUUUGGCAUUUGUGAUAGGGAUGUUUCCUGUAACCAAAUCAGCAAUAUGGUAGUUUUUCUACGUGUACGCAGCUGGGGGUGAACCUGCGGAUGGGGGCUGGGAGAAGGGCCUCUGCCAUGUGGGCAUCUCCCUUGCCUUUGCCUUGUUUCCUUCCCCGUUUUCCUACCUCUCAGGCCAGCCCAAAGUGUCCUCACUGGGGAGAGCCAGCGCCCUCCUUGGCUCUCACCCAGGACUCUGGCCCCGAGCACCAAGCACACUCCUUCCAGGUCAUUGUGCUCUGGACGCUCUUUACAGAUAGAUGUUUGAGCCAGCCACCUAAAUGGCUGGUGUCUCCAAAAGCAGCUUUCCCAAUUUAGAUUAAAACUUGUGUCUUCAGAAGCGUGGCAACAGUGUCUGGCAACCCGAGUUCCUGCUGGAAGGCAGAAUAAGCAGUCUUUAAGUAUUAUUUGUGCAUAUUUAUUUGUUCAUAGCUAUCUUUUAUCUGAAAUAUUGAAGCUUGCACUUACAGAUUUUUAUAAAGUUCUAAUUUCAAUUAAUUACAAACUGGGGGUGGAAGGCGCUGAGACUUUAGUUGGAGAAACAGCAGUGCAGCUUAGAGCAGUACUUGCUGGACGAUGAUCUUGUUUUGGGAAGCUGCGUCUGUCCCUUGAGCCUGAGUGAUGGAGAAGAUGCAGAUUCAGAAAUCGAGUCAAGUGGUCACCUCAGGAAAGCCAGUGGGGCCCCUGGCUCUUUCUGGAGUUUAUACAACAGCAGAUUACAGACCUAAAGAAGGGGUAUGUAAUUUGAGGGUACGUAGUUUUGGCUCACGGGUGCUCAGUGCAUCCCCGGCCUGCACUCUGCUCAGGGGACCCCGGGCCUUCCGGGAGUGAACGCUGCCUCCCCUUUCAGUCCAAUUUCUCAGCAAAACCCAGGCAAGCCCACUUCGCUGCUCCCCAGCAGAGGACCCCAGGGUCCCCUCGGUGGUCCCGGCCUCAGCUUCAGAUGACAGGGAGGCCCCCUGGGAUUGUAGGGCUGCCUUGCCUUGACUGGUUUCCUUGAGCACGUAAUUGGAGUGGGGCUUCAUCUGCAGAUACUGUGAUUGACUGACUGGGGUGUCAGGUGGGCCGACUUGCUGGUGGAGGCCCUGGUGAGAAGGAAGUGUGGACUUUGUUCUGUCGCUCUGUAAGACAGUUUUGUCAUCAGUAGGCCAUGAAAAAAGAAACCGUUAAGAUUGUGCUGUUCAGUAGUCGUUGUCAUGAGAAGUCUUACAUGCACGAUAACCUCGUGGUGGUGCUUGCAUGGUUUAGUGUGUGCAUUUGACAUAGUACUUUAAGUCACAUCCAAGACCAAAACUGAUAGUGUGGAAAGAUUAGAGUACAAUAUUUUUUAAUUUUUGUUUAAAAAAAAAAAAGUUUCAUUUCCUUGGUCAAAUUAUUUUUCUAACAAUUUUUAUUUUAGCUUUACAGAUGCGUCGUAUAGCCAACUGGGCCAUAUAAUCCAAUGAUGUUAAGAUGUCUUAGCACGACAUUCAAGGGCAAAAUGGCACAUUUGUUCCCCAAAUGAGUGCAGAGCAGUACAUCCUCUGUCCAUUCCUCGGCACAGUGGGCUGUCCUAAAUGCACCUCCUGUGACGUCAUGCCUGUGGCCUCGGGUCCAGGAGAGACAAUGUGUCUUGGAUUCAGUCUGUCCUAACUUACUCCAUUUUGUGGGUAAGUUCAAUAGGUUUACUGUGACUUAUUUUUAAUGCCUAAAUUUUGGCAACAAAAGAAAAACAAUUUUUUAAAUUUCUCAUGGCAUAUACACACAACAAGAAUGUGUCACAUAAAGAAAAUGUAUUUAGAAUACCAAUUUUCUAUUUGAUGCAUGUUAUUUUCCUAGGUAAAACUGCCAAGAGGACUUGGAAGACCAAAAAAGGAAAUAAUUUAAAUUAAUGCCGAUGAUCUUACAGUAUUUUGUAAAACGGUCAUCUACCUGCCUACCCCACAGGUCUGGUCAGUUUUGUACAAUUUGCUAUCACACUUUACAAAUGUAUUAUUCUUUCUAACUUUUACUGAACUGAAAGCACAGAGACGACUAUAAAGAAAAUCUGAAAGUGGUUGUUAGUGUUGGAAAGAAUAUAAAAAUUGAAUCCGUCUUUUGAUUUGCGUGUGUGUUUUCUCUGCAUUCACCUGACCGCCGGCAAGGGCUGUUUGUUCACAGUCGCUUUGUAUCAGUGUCUGCAGGGUUCGUCAAUACUGGUCAGUGCCAAGGCCAAUAAAAUAACCUGUCUUAGCCCUCAGA
Molecule: messenger RNA, 5361 nt
Organism: Diceros bicornis minor
Lineage: Eukaryota; Metazoa; Chordata; Mammalia; Perissodactyla; Rhinocerotidae
Gene: RRP1B
Product: ribosomal RNA processing 1B
Exons: 17
Coding region: 33-2366 (777 amino acids)
Biological process (GO): rRNA processing
Cellular component (GO): preribosome, large subunit precursor; nucleus; preribosome, small subunit precursor
Source: RefSeq, a predicted model, not a curated record